This is a messenger RNA of Epithele typhae, 1899 nucleotides long. RefSeq names its product mitochondrial amino-acid acetyltransferase. Bases 1 to 1899 code for a protein of 632 amino acids. NCBI's taxonomy places the organism in Eukaryota, Fungi, Basidiomycota, Agaricomycetes, Polyporales, Epitheliaceae. Gene Ontology annotation, cellular component: mitochondrial matrix. Gene Ontology annotation, molecular function: L-glutamate N-acetyltransferase activity, acting on acetyl-CoA as donor; arginine binding. Gene Ontology annotation, biological process: L-arginine biosynthetic process. The transcript has 3 exons. The record is from RefSeq and is a predicted model, not a curated record.
AUGCUCUCGUCUGCUGUCUCGUCAUCUGCCCGCGCACACCGCCCCGCCUUUCAUCCCUCUCGCUCUGCCCAGACCUUCAAAGCGUUUUAUGCAACCAUUCGCAGCCUACGGCAGUCCCAUGAAUCCCCGGAGCCAGACGAUGUAGAACCCUCUGAGAAGGACUUUAUCCUCGCGCUUCUCCGUGCCAACCCUUCCUCUCGCGACACCAAGUCAUUCCUCGCCUCAUUUGGCCCGAGACCACAGCCUCCUCAGCCACUCGUCGCUCGCCCUGCCGAAAUUCCGGUCACCACGGACAAGGACGUGGCACCCGUCGGAGACAAAACGCUGGGGAUCAAGCCGUCCACCAGCCCUGUGAUCGCUUCUAUCCUGAAUCCUGUCUACCAACGAACCGCUCUGGUAAAGCUACAAUCCCCCUUCAACGACCGUCAAUUGGAAAGCAUCGCGCGAGGCAUGGUCUACCUCGAGAAGCUCGGCCUGCUCAGCGUGCUUGUUGUAGAAAACGAUCAAGUCGCGCGCGGCUCCCCUCGAGAGCGCUCCGCUCUGUCGGCCGAGACGAUGCGCGUUGUCGACGCCCUCGAGAAACAAGGUGCACGGGCCCGUCCGGUGCUCGGCGCGGUCGUGCGCCUUGGGCCCAAGCCAGAGGACACCACUUCCCCCGAACCGCGAGAAUUCGACCUCCCGGAAGCUCACACAUUCCCUUCCGACCUCGUGCAUAUCCGGCUGGCGCUUCGAGCUGGCGAAAUCCCGGUGCUCUCACCUCUCGCCCUUGAUUCCUUCUGUCGGACUGUGCGGGUCAACGCGAACGAUGUUGUUGCGGCACUUGCGCGCGGUAUGGUCGAAGCGGCUGCGCACGACAACACCCCAGUUCCCGGUGAAGAACAGCCUCCUGCCUCGCAAGACGGUGUCGACCUCACCCCUCUUCGGCUGAUGAUCAUCGCGCGCGAAGGAGGCGUGCCCUCUUACGCCCGGCACGGCCUUCCCCAUCUUCUCGUCAACCUUACCUCCGAGUACCAAUACAUUCACGAAACCUUUGACCCGCGAUGGAGGACCGCCCAUCCGAAGGCGCUCGCUAACCUCAAACUGGCACGCACGUGUUUGGCCUACAUGCCCCCCACCUCCUCCGCCGUCAUGGUCUCCCAUCGAUCCCCGAGCUCGCUCAUCGGCAACCUGAUCACCAACCGGCCGGCGGUCAGCUCCAGCCUGCCCCACGCGCUCCUCCAGGGCAACCGCAAGCUCACCCCAGACACGCCCACCCUCCUCCGCCGCGGCCUGCCGGUCCGCGUGGUCCGCACGGUGGACGAGCUCGACAAGCCGAAGCUCAAGACGCUCCUCGAGCAGUCCUUCCGGCGCGAGCUCGACGAGCCCGCGUUCUGGGCGCGCAUGGCCGCCUCGCUCGACUUCGUCAUCGUCGCUGGCGACUACGCUGGGGCCGCGAUCGUCACGCGCGAGGUGUGCCCCUCGGGCGCCGGCGCCGCGCCGAUCACGUACCUCGACAAGUUCGCGGUGCUGCCCGCCCACCAGGGCGACGGCACCGUCGACUUCCUCUGGGUCGCGCUCCACGACGAGACGUACGGGCUCGGGCUGCCGUUCAGCGCGAACCCGAACGGCGGCAAGGAGGGCAAGGGCGCGGGCUGCGACCUCGUCUGGCGCAGCCGCGCGGACAACCCGGUCAACAAGUGGUACUUUGAGCGCAGCACCGGCCACCUCCGCCAGGGCGACUGGGUGCUCUUCUGGUGCGACGCGGAGGUGCGGCUGAAGACGGAGGAGGGGCGGCGCGCGAACGCCGGUCUGUCGUACCUCGAGCAGUGGGAAGAGGGCCGUCUCGGGCUGUGGAACGACGUCGUGAUGAAGAUUCCUUCCAGCUGGAAGCCCAAGGAUGUUAAAAAGGUGGAGAGUUGA